This is a messenger RNA of Glycine soja, 1281 nucleotides long. RefSeq names its product MADS-box transcription factor 23-like. Gene Ontology annotation, molecular function: DNA-binding transcription factor activity, RNA polymerase II-specific; protein dimerization activity; RNA polymerase II cis-regulatory region sequence-specific DNA binding. Gene Ontology annotation, biological process: positive regulation of transcription by RNA polymerase II. Lineage: Eukaryota; Viridiplantae; Streptophyta; Magnoliopsida; Fabales; Fabaceae. The coding region runs from base 153 to 1022 and encodes 289 amino acids. The record is from RefSeq and is a predicted model, not a curated record. The transcript has 10 exons. Gene Ontology annotation, cellular component: nucleus.
ACCAGCCAAAAAAAGCGGUUUCAUCACUUUCCUUAUAUAGCAGCUAGCUCGUGCUGCUGAUGCGCAUUCAGCCAGCGCUUUGUCUGUUAUAAUCAACGCGCUCCUCACGAGUGAAUUUCUGGUUCGGAAGGAUCUGAUUGUUAGGGUUUGGUAUGGGGAGAGGUAAGAUCGUGAUAAGGAGGAUCGACAAUUCCACGAGCAGGCAAGUGACGUUCUCGAAGCGAAGGAACGGUUUGCUGAAGAAGGCGAAGGAGCUUGCGAUCUUGUGCGAUGCUGAAGUCGGAGUUAUGAUCUUCUCCAGCACCGGAAAACUCUACGAUUUCGCCAGCUCCAGCAUGAAAUCAGUAAUGGACCGAUACAGCAAAUCAAAAGAAGAACCUUGUCAACUUGGGAGUUCAGCCUCUGAAAUUAAGGUAGUUUGGCUCUACUCGAAGGUGGAAGUUCAACCAACAACUAAGGAGGGGUUUGUUUCAAGUCGUGUUUCUUUCAUUCCCAAGAAUAUGAGGUUUUGGCAAAGGGAGGCAGCAAUGUUAAGGCAACAAUUACACAAUUUGCAAGAAAGUCACCGCAGGAAAAUGAUGGGGGAAGAACUGUCAGGCUUGACAGUCAAAGAAUUACAAAAUUUGGAGAACCAAUUAGAAAUUAGCCUUCAUGGUGUCCGAAUGAAAAAGGAUCAACUUUUAAUGGGUGAAAUACAAGAGCUAAAUCGAAAGGGAAACCUCAUACACCAAGAAAAUGUGGAACUGUAUAAGAAGGUAAACCUAAUUUGUCAAGAAAACAUGGAAUUGAAAAAGAAGGUCUAUGGAACACAAGAUGAUAACGAAACAAACAGAGAUUCUGUUCUGACAAAUGGUCUAGGCAUAGGAGAGGAUUUGCAAGUGCCUGUGAAUCUCCAGCUAAGCCAGCCACAGCAACAGCAACAACACUACAAGGCAUCUUCAGGAACUACAAAAUUGGGGUUGCCAAGAAGAUUUUUACUGGGAUUUGUAGGUUUGCCAAGGAGUUCUCUCAUAUUUUGGUAGGAUUCUAUUUUUAGAGGCAACUACUAAUUGUUGACUUCAACAUGAUGGAGCUAUAGGUAUAGGAUUUCUCCUUUUCUUUUUGGAUUGUAGUUGGUCAGUCAGAGUUAGUACAUUAUAGCUGCUAUCUUUUGAGAACUCAUGAUAAUCAUUGUAUGAGAAUGAUGCAAGACUUGGGUGAUAGAAUCUAGUACAUUUAGUUGUGUGAUUGGCAAGAAUUUGUUAUUUGAGACAUUGAAAAUAAAGGGGAAACUUUGUCAAA